AUGAGGGGCAAGAAGACGGUAAAGCAGCCACAGCAGCCACAGCAGAGGCGUAGAUCUUCAAGGAGCAGUGUAGUUCAACAGCGCAGGGAUUCAAUGGAUAGCGCCAGUGCUAGUGCGAGUGGAGCUAGCACAUCGACACCAACAAAGCCAGUAUCACCGCAUUCAUCACCUAUUAUACAGAGAGUAUUUAAUACGACUUCAAUACCUGCUAUAGGCGCAUUACCCAUUCAAUUCGAUCAAGAAGGUGAUCCAAUUCCUUAUACAACAACAGCGAAUUCUGCAACUGCAGGCAAAUCUACAAUCCCAAUACCACCAUCCCAGCCAUUGGACUUGAAUAGAGUUAGAUUAGAAGCUCCACAUGAGCCUAGUAGAACUAAGCACAGAAUGUUCAAUUUGCCUCAUUGUCCUGUCUUCUAUCCAACUGAACAGGAAUGGAAUCUUAACCCUUUUGAAUACUUGGAAUCCUUAUCCGAUAAUCAUAAGGCUUAUGAUUACGGUAUUUGUAAGAUUGUACCACCACCCAACUGGAGACCUGAAUUCAGCUUGGAUUCCAGUAGAUUUAGGUUUAGAAGCAGAUCUCAGAAGCUAGACACUGUCACUGCUUCUGCUAGAGUCAAGCAUAAUUACUCAAAGCAAUUGUUUCGCUUCCAUGACCAGAAUGGCUCAAAUUUAUCACCUAAUCCACACGUAGAUCAUCGCCCAAUUGACCUUUAUAAGCUCAAAGUUGAUGUUGCUAGUUUGGGUGGUUUCGAUAUGGUUGAAAUCUCUAACCAAUGGUCACUCAUCGCUAAAGAACACGGAUUAAAAAAAGUCAAACCUUUCGUUCAACCUUUUAGACAAGCUUACAUUGAUUACAUUAAGCCUUACGAGACUUUUAUCUCAACUUUCAAGGCUAAAUCUGACAAGGAUCGUCAAGGCGAAAUUGAUAUGAGUUUUGAUGACAUGGACAACAUCAAAUAUAGGCUCAAUGGCGAAAACAGCUAUGAUGAAAUCAACAAGUCCGAGAUCAACAACGGCGGCGAUCAAAUAUUGCAAAAUGUCGACCUCGAACAGGGCUCGGCGCUCCCGAAAAGACUUGUUAUGGAUCAAUCCCCACAAACUCCAAUGAUUGCGUCUCCUUCACCCAACAAAUCAAGCAUCAACUCCAAAUAUCACCCUUGCUCAAAUUGUCAGCGCAAAGACAACGACGUAAAACUCCUCGAGUGCCAUGAAUGCGAGAAAUUUUUCCAUCUCAGUUGUCUCAUCUACCCACUUAAGAUGAAACCUGCAGUUAGUGAAUGGUUCUGCGAUGGUUGUCUUUAUGGUAGUGGUGAAUACGGUUUCGACGAAGGUGAAGACCACUGCCUCGCCAGUUUCCAAGCACGUGAUGAAGAAUUCAGAAAGUUUUGGUUCGAGACACACCCACCACUGAUGAAGGGCCGUGUCGCACCUAAUGGUAUUGAGCAGCGCCUUGGCAAUCGCAUAGUCUCCGAAGACGACGUUGAGAAAGAGUUCUGGAGGCUCGUUGACUGUCCUGAAGAAACAGUACAGACUGAGUAUGGAGCUGAUAUUCACACUACGGAAACAGGCAGUGCUUUUCCUACUCUCAAGACCAACCCCACAAGUAAAUACGCCACUAGUGGAUGGAAUCUAGAAAACAUGCCAGGAUAUGAAGGCUCAAUUUUGAGUUACAUUAAGAGCGAUGUUAGUGGAAUGACCGUGCCUUGGAUUUACGUUGGCAUGAUGUUUUCUACUUUCUGCUGGCACAAUGAGGACCACUAUACUUACUCUGUCAACUACAUGCACUGGGGUGAAACCAAGACGUGGUACGGCGUGCCUGGAAAGGAUCAUGAGGCUUUCGAAGAAGCUAUGAGGAAUUCUGCACCUGAUCUUUUUAAACAGCAACCAGACCUUCUCCUUCAGUUAGUCACUCUUGGUAACCCCGGUCAACUUAAGGAGGCUGGUGUACCUAUGUAUGUAUGCGACCAACGUCCAAAUGAGUUUGUUAUUACGUUCCCGCGAGCUUUCCACUGUGGCUUUAACCAUGGGCUGAAUUUCAACGAGGCUGUUAAUUUCGCACUCCCUGAUUGGAUUCCUGAAGGAAAAGCAUGUGUGGAGAAAUACAGAUCUCUCAAGCGCAAUCCCAUUUUCUCGCACGAUGAGCUGCUCAUUACUAUACUCAAUAAAGGAUUCGAGGACUCGACUUGGAUAUAUCUCAAGGAUGCCGUACUUGAUAUGCUCAACGACGAGGUUGAAAGUAGGAGGCGGUUUGCAACAAUUGGAGGGAGUGUGGAGGCAGUCGAAAGAUAUGUCAAUGAGGAUGAUUACCAAUGCUGCAACUGUCGCGCUUAUACGUAUCUCUCACAGCUAUUCGAUAAAGAAACCAAGAAGAUAUAUUGUCACAAACAUUUUGACACUUUCGUCGAGAAUACCCAGCCAGAUAAUAGACUGAUGAGAGUCAGAUACAGUGACGAGGAAUUGGAUAGCUUUGCAAAGAUUGUGACCGAUCACAAGCAGCAGAAUCCGGAAUGGAUUAAUAGCACUAAAGAGCUAUUGGGCAGUGAAAUGAAGCAUAAACUACAAGACCUCAAGAAUCAUCUUAAAGGAGCAGUUGGAGUUCCGCAGCGUUCACCAGAGUACGCUCAAUUAAAAAGCCUUAUACGUGAAGCUGAAUUGUGGAUCUUCCAAGCAAACAACUUCUGGCUAAUGAGACAGAAUGAGCCUUUUGAUAUGAGGGACACAUUCGACGGUAACACUAGCAAAUUUAACAAGUACGAAACGUUAACAGCUUUGGUGUACUCGCCACUCAGACAGAGAAUCGACGUUGAUACGUAUUUUCAACAUUUAUACUCUUUAGAGAAGAUCAAAGAGGAGCUUGACUGGGUGAUUGAGACGUGUGGAAAAUACUCUCGCACUACCGUCAUUGAUGCACACAAUAAACCAGAAUUCGAAAGGGUGUUGCAGGUACUAGAAUGGGCCAAUGUGAGGGGUAUGAGUCAAUGUCAACAGAUGUAUUAUAUCAAGAGAACACUCGAAUGGUUCGACGCGGUAGCUGACUUGAGUGCUGUAAAGUAUGCACAACAAGUAGACGCCCUUCUUCAGGAAUCUGUAAUGCUGCAGCUCGAUUUUCACCCUCAGGUCGAUCUGCUCAAGGUGCUGAAAGCAUCAGGUUUCACAUGGCGCUCAAAGGCCCUCAAAUUGUGCUCUCACGUCGCCAUCUCUCCAGAGGAAGUCCAGAAGUUGCUCAAUGAAAACGAGAUUAAAGACGAAAAUCUGGAAGCAGAUUUCGAGCGGAUGAUGGUGUUUAAUGGUCAUGUGCGUAACGCUCUCGAUCAUAAUGUCGACAGCCUUAGCCAUGAUGGAGCCUUCUUGGAAAAUGCCAAGACGGAGCUCGAAUUCGUUAAGAAAUAUCGUUUCAAAGUGAAGAACUACAAGAAUUUCGACAUGCUGAUGAAGCUCUAUGAGACGUUUAUACGGAAAUUGAGCAACGCACUGCGCAUCGAUCUCGUUGGUUUUGACGAGCUGAAGUUGGAGAAGCAGGCACAGUUCGAGAUAGAGAAGUUACAUAAACGACUACUCGAGCGCACUAACACUGCAGAUGGCACCGAACGCAUGUGUGUGUGUAGAGCAGAGAAGACCAACGUAAACGAAAGUGAUGAUAAUGUGAUGGAUUGUAAUACCUGCGGUGUGGCUUUCCACAAGGCUUGUCUGCCAGAUGGGCACUUAGCAGCACAGACAAAUGACACAUUCGAUUGUCUGGUUUGCAAACCGGUUGUCAAAACAAUUGACCAGGACGACCUUCCUAAUUACAAGCAACUCGCAUCGAUCAGAAAGAACAGCAUCGAUGGCUACUACGACAAAGUCAGAGUACGUACCGUACCUGUGAAGUGUUUAGUCGAUAUUUAUGAAAGGUGUGAGGGCGACGGUUAUAUAAAGAUGCUAGGGGAAGCUUCUGCCUCGGAAGAUAUUGGAGUCUUGCGCAAUACCGCUCUUACGCUUUUAGGACUCGGUGUCACAUUCGAAGGCUUCGACCCAGCUGUGUUGAUAGACAAGAUCCACACUCUCAGCGCGGGUAAGAAGAGGAAGUCAGAGGUGAAUGCAAAUGGCUUUGAUGACCCAUGGGCAAGGACGCAAGGACGCACGCGCAGACCCAAGUUUCUCUUCCAUCAAGAUCCACCAACGGUGAACGAAGCGGAUGACAAAGGCAUAGUGAAGCAUUGUAUAUGCCAGAAAUUCAAGGACAAAGUACAAAAUCAGAUUAGUACAAUGAUUUUGGGAUGCGAUAGAUGUAAGAAUUGGUUCCACGUUGAGUGUAUGGGCGGCGCCCAUCAGCUGGAGAGGCUCUCUGGUCAGAAAUUCAAUUGUCCGUGCUGCUCGCUCAAGUUUGGUAGAUCGUUCCAGUUUAUUCCAGUGUUAGUACAGGAUCAGGUCGACAUUGGUAGCAGCAUAUACGUCGAUAUUGGCCAGACUGUGAAAGCAUUAAACCAUCUAGUCAAGUUCGAGGCUGCGCCAAAAUUGGUGGAUGAAACCGUUAUCGUGUUGCAUCUGCAUAAGUUUAUUAUAGGUGCAAUUGAGCUGCCUACUCAGAGCAACGUUUCAAACAAGAGCGCUAUGAGCACGCCGGAUUCUACCGUGGACGGUGUUAAGAGGAGAAAAAUCAAGGAAGAGCCUGAUCAGCAGGAACAGCAGGAACAACAGGAGCAGCAGGAAGAGCUAGAACAAGAAGAAGAAGAAAAUCAGGAACAACAAGAGCAGCAACAGGAACAGCAAUCAGCAGCACGUACAACACGCAUCGGUAAAAUCACAGGAUGGCACCCUGCUGGUGAUAACAGCGAUAUGGGAAGCGUAGAUAUAGAAAUCUCAGUAUAA
Messenger RNA from Wallemia ichthyophaga EXF-994, 4848 nucleotides. Its product is annotated as Lysine-specific demethylase 5A. The record is from RefSeq and is a predicted model, not a curated record. The transcript is spliced from 4 exons. Gene Ontology annotation, cellular component: nucleus. The coding region runs from base 1 to 4848 and encodes 1615 amino acids. Gene Ontology annotation, biological process: chromatin remodeling. Lineage: Eukaryota; Fungi; Basidiomycota; Wallemiomycetes; Wallemiales; Wallemiaceae. Gene Ontology annotation, molecular function: DNA binding; histone demethylase activity.